AAGCAAGCAGCCGCCCCACUUUGAUCCUGCUCCUACUCCUACUACUAAUAAAGCCGUUGAACCACCACCAGCUCGAUGCCCCCUUCUAUUGCGUGCAGCCUCCUUCCUCUUCCAGAAGCACAAUCCAUCGCAGCCUCCCCCCUCCUCCGCUGAAGCCUCAUACCUCCCCCGACGAGCUCGUCCGACUGGCCGGCCGGAGAGUCUCUCGUGGUCCGUCAGUUGCCUUCGCGGGGUCUGAACUUCUCGUACGAUCCCUGCGCCUACAAGGAUGGAGAGGAGAGCGGCGAGGGGCACCUCUGAUCACCGUCGGCGAAUGCAGAUGCCUCCGGCGCAGGUGGAGCAGAAGCCGCAGCGCCGCAGGGGGCCGAAGAGCUGCCAGAGAACGCCGCCGCCGCCGGGCUGCUUCACCAUCCAGCUGCUCAUGGUGUUCCUCUGGGUGGCCGCGUCGCUCGCCUUCCUGCCGCUCGUGCUGCCGCCGCUGCCCCCGCCGCCGCUCUCGCUGCUGCUCGUGCCCGUUUGCCUGCUCGCCGUCCUCGCCGCGCUCGCCUUCGUCCCGCUGGACGCCCACAACAACGUCGUCGUCGGCGGCUCGUCUUGUUUGUAGAGAGGCUGCAUUUUUUCUUUCUUUUCCGUGUCGGUCAGAGCUAGCUGUUUCAGAUCUAGCCUGUAGUACAAACUGUGAACCUUUUUUUCUAGAUUAGAUUAGAAAUUAGGAUUGAUUAACAGAGGACUACUUUUUGGCUUUGUAAUCACUUGAAUUCCGGCAAUGUCAAUUGAGAUCUCACGGUAUUUAUGCU
Triticum dicoccoides is the source of this 797-nucleotide messenger RNA. RefSeq names its product protein AUXIN-REGULATED GENE INVOLVED IN ORGAN SIZE-like. Bases 269 to 604 code for a protein of 111 amino acids. The record is from RefSeq and is a predicted model, not a curated record. Gene Ontology annotation, biological process: positive regulation of organ growth. Lineage: Eukaryota; Viridiplantae; Streptophyta; Magnoliopsida; Poales; Poaceae. The transcript has a single exon.